Molecule: messenger RNA, 1071 nt
Organism: Arthroderma uncinatum
Lineage: Eukaryota; Fungi; Ascomycota; Eurotiomycetes; Onygenales; Arthrodermataceae
Product: phenylacetaldoxime dehydratase
Exons: 1
Coding region: 1-1071 (356 amino acids)
Source: RefSeq, a predicted model, not a curated record
AUGCUUGAAGCAUCCAUCCCCCCUAACCUUGUGCAGGAGCGGACGAGGCCGGUGAGCACACCCGCAAACCAUGAACCGCCGUUUCCAGCCUACACAUCGCGCUUCCCAGAGCACACCAAGGACCUUGUGAUGGCCAUCAUAGGUGCACAGUAUGCGUCGGCUGCAGACAACGACGGAGCUGCAAUCUCCAAGAUCCUAGAAUUCAUCAAAAGUUCACCGGAUAUAGCAACGCGGCCAUCGUUCUGGGAGCUGAUAUCGGUAACUGACCCGGGCGGGUCGUAUAACCUUGCCGCUAUUGCAUACUGGCCUAGCAGGGAAUCAUACGAGAAAUGGGGCGUUGCCAGCGGCUUUUCUGAAUGGUGGGAGCGGCUCGACGUUGAGAGCGAGCGCCAUGGCUGGUUUUUGGAAGAGUUUUCCCCAACGAUAGAUCGGCUCGAGACGGUCUUCUCUGGCAACGAGAUCCUUGAAGGGGCCGCACAUAUGCAAGAGAAAUGGAGCGGCCCAAUCCAGGAACAUGUGUAUUGGGGUAGUAUGCGAGACCGGUUUCCCGUGGCCCAAACGGAUGCCAUCACAGGAGAUACCAGCCAUAAUGUUGCCAACAAGGCUGGCGUUACGUUGCGCCGUCGAAUUCGUGUACCUGGAAAGCAAAACCUGGCUAUCAUUCGGUCAGGCCAGGACUGGUCUAACACGUACCCUGAAGAGCGCAAAUUGUAUCUAGGAACCAUGCAUCCAGUCCUCACCAAGGGUAUGGAUUUCCUCCGUGACCAUGGCGAGGACGUCGGGUGCUAUAGUUGCCGACUCAUGGAUGUCGUAGACACUGAUACCUUCAAAGCCGACAAGGAUCGAACAUUCGGGCUGGCCUACUUCAACGAUCUCAGCUCUCUAGAGGGAUGGAGCAAGCAGCACAAGACGCAUCUCGCCAUCUUUGGUGGGUUUCUGCAGUACGCGAAGAAGUUGGAGAACAACAUUUCCUUGCGUCUGUUUCAUGAAGUGCUCGUGUUGAAGCCGGAGCAGCAAUUCUUCGAGUAUCUGGGGUGCCAUGAAAACUUCGGAAUGCUUGUUUCUCUCUGA